CCCCUCUCCCUCACAAUCAUGUCCGAGCAGCCGCCCGCCGAGCUCGCCGCGCGCCUCGCGGCCGCGGGCCAGGCGCACCUGCUGGCCUUCUGGGCGCAGCUCUCCGCCGCCGAGCGCGCCAGGCUGCAGGCGCAGCUCGAGGCGCUCGACGUCGAGCGCGUCAGUGCCGUGUACGCCAAGGCCAUCGAGGGCGAGGCUUCUGCCGCCGCGCUGGCCUCACAGCGCCACUCGCUCGCCGCGCCUCCUUCCGACGCCACCUUCUCCGCCGCCGCCGCUCCCUCCGAGGCAGCCGAGCUGCGUCAGAUCGGCCUCGAUGCCAUCCAGCAAGGCCACGUCGGCGUGCUGCUGCUCGCCGGCGGCCAGGGCACGCGUCUCGGCAGCAGUGCGCCAAAGGGCUGCUACGACAUUGGCCUGCCGAGCCACAAGAGUCUCUUCCAGCUGCAGGCCGAGCGCAUCCGGCGCCUCGAGGUGCUGGCGGGCGGCGCGGCGCGCGUGCCGUGGUACAUCAUGACCAGCGGGCCCACGCGGGCGCCGACGCAGCGCUUCUUCGAGGAGCACGCGUACUUUGGCCUGCGAGCCGAGGAUGUCGUCUUCUUCGAGCAGGGCACGCUGCCUUGCCUGACCAUGGACGGCAAAGUGAUGCUUGCCUCUCCCUCCGAGAUCGCCACGGCGCCCGACGGCAACGGCGGCAUCUACACUGCGCUGCGCGCGCCCCUCUCUCGCGGCGCCUCCGACAGCGUCAUCUCCUCGCUGCAAUCGCGCGGCGUGCGCUACCUGCACGCCUUUGGCGUCGACAACUGUCUUGUGCGCGUCGGCGAUCCCACGUUCCUCGGCCUGUGCAUCCGGCGCGGCGUGCAGGCGGGCGUCAAGACGGUGGUCAAGACGCAGGCCAGCGAGAGCGUCGGCGUCGUGGCGCAGCGCGACGGCAAGUGGGGCGUGAUCGAGUACAGCGAGAUUCCCGCCGCGCUCGCCGAGGCUCGCGAUGCCGACGGCCAGCUCACGCUGCGCGCCGCCAACAUCGUCAACCACUUCUACACGACGGGCUUCCUCGCCGAGGCGGUGCCGGCCUUUGAGCGCGAGAUGGCGUUCCACAUUGCGCGCAAGAAGAUUCCCACCGUCGACGCCGCGGGCAAGGCGUACAAGCCCGACACGCCAAACGGCAUGAAGCUCGAGCUCUUCAUCUUCGACGUCUUUCCCUUCGUCGAGGCGCUGGCCGUGCACGAGGUGCCGCGCGAGCAGGAGUUUAGUCCGCUGAAGAACGCGCCCCACACGGGCGCAGACGACCCGCAGACGAGCCGGCGCGAUCUGCUGCGCGAGCAGCGCCGCUGGCUCGAAGAGGCGGGCGCACGCGUAACGGAGGGCGCAGAGGUCGAGGUCAGCCCGCUGGUCAGCUAUGCGGGAGAGGGCCUCGAGAAGCUCAAGGGCCGCGAGUUCAACGAGAGCACCGUCGUCGACAGCCUGUAGCGCAGCACGCGUGAUGGGACAGGACAUCAAUUUUUCAUUUGGGCAG
Tilletiopsis washingtonensis is the source of this 1510-nucleotide messenger RNA. RefSeq names its product putative UDP-N-acetylglucosamine pyrophosphorylase. Gene Ontology annotation, molecular function: UDP-N-acetylglucosamine diphosphorylase activity. The transcript is spliced from 2 exons. Lineage: Eukaryota; Fungi; Basidiomycota; Exobasidiomycetes; Entylomatales. The coding region runs from base 19 to 1464 and encodes 481 amino acids. Gene Ontology annotation, biological process: UDP-N-acetylglucosamine biosynthetic process. The record is from RefSeq and is a predicted model, not a curated record.